AUGGAGCCUGCAUUUGGGGUUUUGCUGGGUUUGAUUCUGGUGGCAGCUUCAUCAGCGCAGAGCAACUGUACCUGUGCUACCAACAAGUGGAUGGUAUGUGCCCAGGACGCGGCUGGGAACUGCACCUGCACACUGGUAGGUUCAAAUCACAAGGUAGACUGUUCAACGCUGACUUCAAAAUGCUUGCUGAUGAAGGCAGAAACGAUCUCCCUGAAGGAGAAGCACUUCUGGGGCAAUCCCAGUGCGCUGUUAGAUAACCAUGGCAUUUACAAUCCAGACUGUGAGGACAGUGGUGUCUGCAAAGCCAGGCAGUGCAAUCAAACCAAUACUUGCUGGUGUGUGAACACGGCUGGAGUGAGAAGAACCGACAAGGAUGACCAAAGCCUGCGUUGCAGUGAGCUGGUUAGAACAAGCUGGAUCUACAUUGAACUGAAGCACAAAAGAAGCUCCAGAGCCUUCAGUGUUCCCGACAUGGCAAGGCCCUGAAAGCUGCUUGAGAGCCGAUACAAGCUGCACCCCAAGUACAUCGCAGUCAUUCAGUAUCACUCCCCGCUCAUCCAAAUCCGCCUGUACCAGAACGGCCCUCGGAAAUCCAACGGUGAUGUAGAUGUAGCUGAUGUCGCCUAGUAUGAAAAAGAUAUAAAAAAUGAUUCCCUGUUUCAUUCUAACAGUACAUUAACUGUCUCUGUCAAGGGAGAUGCUCUGGAGAUUGAAAAACUACGGAUUUACUCUCUGGAUGAUAAGCCACCAGAGUUCUCUGUUAGACAACUGGCUGCUGACGUUAGUGGUAGGCUGACAAUCACAGUACUGACUGCUGGCUUUGGCAUCAUCGUGCUGGUUAUGCUGAGGGGGCUGCGAAGAAGAAAAUAUAAGAAAGCUAAGACUGAUGAAAUGGGUGAAAUCAGAGCAUCAAGCUUAGCACUGCCCUGA
Antrostomus carolinensis (chuck-will's-widow) is the source of this 930-nucleotide messenger RNA. RefSeq names its product tumor associated calcium signal transducer 2 (gene TACSTD2). The record is from RefSeq and is a predicted model, not a curated record. Gene Ontology annotation, cellular component: membrane. The transcript has a single exon. NCBI's taxonomy places the organism in Eukaryota, Metazoa, Chordata, Aves, Caprimulgiformes, Caprimulgidae.